Messenger RNA from Dioscorea cayenensis subsp. rotundata (Guinea yam), 1860 nucleotides. Its product is annotated as probable protein S-acyltransferase 7. The record is from RefSeq and is a predicted model, not a curated record. Gene Ontology annotation, cellular component: Golgi apparatus; endoplasmic reticulum. The coding region runs from base 243 to 1520 and encodes 425 amino acids. Gene Ontology annotation, molecular function: protein-cysteine S-palmitoyltransferase activity. Lineage: Eukaryota; Viridiplantae; Streptophyta; Magnoliopsida; Dioscoreales; Dioscoreaceae. The transcript is spliced from 6 exons. Gene Ontology annotation, biological process: peptidyl-L-cysteine S-palmitoylation; protein targeting to membrane.
UCUAAUUUGGGUUCGGGAAUCGGAGCCGGGCGGAGAGUUUAUCGGAUCUCGGGCCUCUUCCCGCCGAUGACCCGUUUGGACUCCGAUAAGAAUCCGAUCCGCAUCCGUUUUCUCCCCUGAGAUUUGGAUCCGACUCCGCAUUGCCACCGUCCGACGGUGAGCUCACCAUUGGAGGAAUUUGCAAGAAAAUGUGUGGGAUUUGAUCAAUAAAAUCAGUUGGAGGAUAAUUGAUCACUGGAAGGAUGGAGGGGAACGUGCACUCUGUUUCUCAGCCUUCCAAGCUCUCUGAAUCAAAUCAUACCAUUACUGAGACGAAUAGAUCAUCAAUGAGGGUGUACCAAGUCUGGAAAGGGAGCAAUAAGUUCUUCUGUGGAGGGAGGCUUAUUUUUGGUCCAGAUGUUAGAUCAAUGGCACUCACAGUAUGUCUAAUUUUAGUACCGAUAAUCCUGUUUGUGGUUUUUGUGACGCCAAAGCUGGCUACUGAAUUCUCACACAGAUUCGCAUCUCUGAUUAUGGGUAUAACUGUGACCUUUACAACAUAUGUUAUCUUUCUUCUGCUGUUCACAUCUGGAAGAGAUCCAGGCAUUGUUCCUCGUAGUGCACAUCCUCCAGAACCAGAUGAUGAUGCUGGAUCCUCUACUUAUUCUUCAGACUGGAUGGGAAGUCAGCAUAAUUCAUCAAGCUUGCCACCAACAAAGGACGUCCUUGUAAACGGCAUUAUAGUGAAGGUCAAGUAUUGCCAUACAUGCAUGCUCUAUCGGCCCCCACGGUGCUCACAUUGUUCAAUCUGCAAUAACUGUGUUGACCGUUUUGAUCAUCACUGUCCUUGGGUUGGGCAGUGCAUUGGAAAGAGAAAUUAUCGUUUCUUCUUUAUGUUUGUGUCAUCCACGACUGUGCUAUGUCUGUUUGUCUUCAGUUUUUGCUGGGUUAACCUCAAGAAAACAAUGAAUGCAUACGAGUGUAACCUGUGGAAAGCUGUCAUGAGAUCUCCUGUUUCUGGCAUUCUUAUCAUCUACACAUUCAUAGCAGCUUGGUUUGUCGGAGGAUUGACCACUUUCCACAUGUACUUGAUUUGUACCAACCAGACUACAUAUGAAAACUUCCGAUAUCGCUACGAUAAGAAGGCCAACCCUUACAAUCAUGGAUGCGCGAGAAAUAUAGUGGAAAUCUUCUUCUCAAGUAUUCCAAAGUCCAAGAAUAAUUUCCGUGCUAUCGUCAAACAGAAUUCAACCGUCUUCUCUUCGCUCUCUCUUGGACAAGUCUCAACCCCAGCUAAAACAAGUGUUGAUUUGGAGACAGGCAGGAAACGGCAGGGUGUAGUUGAGGAGGAAUUGGAAGACAUACUGAGUGAGAUUGGCAGCGUCCGAAAUUUGGAGAGGUGUGGCACACAGCCAAUGCACUCAAGCUUUGGGGAUCGGAAGGUGAAUUGGGAACUGAAUUAUGAUAUGCAGACAGUGUCUACUGAAUUUGGAAUGGAUUACGGGUAUCCUAACAGAGAAAAGGUUCAGGAAUAUCACUGACACAACCGUAACAAGUGUAGGAGUUCAACCUCACAAUCACUGAGACCGCGAGAAACCGUGCACCUCCAAAGUUUUCUAAUGCCACAUUGUAUCCUGCUGUUUAUGCAGAUAAAAAAUCACAAUUGUUCCAAAAGCAAGACAGAGAUUGUUUGUUUGGUGUCUGUAAAAUCAUUUCUGUUUGCCUGAGUUUGUUGUAUUGUAUGGCUUAUUUGAUGCAUCGGAACAGCUGAGUGUUCUUUAAUCAGUAUUCUGGUUGGUUGUCUUGCCCUGUAGAUGAAUGAGAACUGGGAAUUAAGAAUGCAGUUCCAAGUUUUGGGAUAGAAUGAGUUCAUUCAUUUAA